Messenger RNA from Erpetoichthys calabaricus (reedfish), 777 nucleotides. It is a transcript of the gene hopx, whose product is annotated as HOP homeobox. Gene Ontology annotation, cellular component: nucleus. The transcript is spliced from 2 exons. Gene Ontology annotation, biological process: regulation of transcription by RNA polymerase II; cell differentiation. The coding region runs from base 317 to 547 and encodes 76 amino acids. Gene Ontology annotation, molecular function: DNA binding. The record is from RefSeq and is a predicted model, not a curated record. Lineage: Eukaryota; Metazoa; Chordata; Cladistia; Polypteriformes; Polypteridae.
CAGGCUGACUCGCUCAACUGGUUUCCCCAGCAGAUGACAGCAGCAGCAGCAGCACCUGCGCGUGACGCCCACUAACAAACAAAACCGAAUCCGGAUGAGAGCAGGGGGGCUGGCACAUCCAAAACCUUCACUCGUGAGCCCAGCGAAUCCAACCCGCCCGUGCCCGACGCGCCGCUGCCUCCUGGGCGGUCUGAGCCGCGGAUAUAGAGCACCAACUCAGACGACGUCACUCGGUUAAACCUCGGGGAGACCGAGAGGUUGCAGCCGCUGCUUUUCAGCCAAGUGCGCUAGCGGGGGCCAGCCAGCAGAUUCAGGGAUGGAAUCGACCGAUGAGCUGGAAGACUUUCAGCUCAGUAAAGACCAAAGAGAAUUACUGGAGUACAAUUUUCAGAAGGUCAGCAAGCAGCCGGACGAGUCGACGCUCACGCUGAUUGCGCUCGAGUGCGAUCUGUCGGAGGAGCUGGCGGCGAAGUGGUUCAAGCUGCGGUAUGGCAAAUGGAGACAAUCACAAGGCCUCCCUCCGGUGUGUGGAUCUGUCAAAGACUGAAGAAGCUUAACUGGCUGCCAGAGUCCCUCCAGAAACUGCGACAUGAAGACGCUGAGAACGAGAAACGCACUCCACCCUUCUUUAUCCAUUUUUAUUUGCUGAGCCUCCUUAGAACUUUUGAUUGUGCAGUGAAAUGCUUGUUUGGGCAAAUUAUCACAAAUAAAAUUAAGUGACGCAUGUGUGCAUAUGCAGUGUUUAUAUGAAUAUCUAGCGCAAGAAAAGUGCAUUCU